Messenger RNA from Nothobranchius furzeri (turquoise killifish), 2464 nucleotides. RefSeq names its product hyaluronan and proteoglycan link protein 1. The record is from RefSeq and is a predicted model, not a curated record. Gene Ontology annotation, biological process: positive regulation of neuroblast proliferation; cell adhesion; glial cell differentiation. Gene Ontology annotation, cellular component: synapse; perineuronal net. Lineage: Eukaryota; Metazoa; Chordata; Actinopteri; Cyprinodontiformes; Nothobranchiidae. Gene Ontology annotation, molecular function: hyaluronic acid binding.
CUGGACCUCUGAGGAGCCCAAAUUUUUCAGUAGCACCACAGGCAGCUGCCGCUCAAAGAAGAGAAAAGAAGACGUCUAAGAAUUAGAAGAACAUUUGUUAAAAUCAGUAGUCACAUCUAAUUUUUUUACUAUCACAUUUUAAAUCUACCUUUCCUUGUAUUAAAAGGGAUUUUGUUUUGAAAAUUAAAAAAGUACAGACAAAGAGAGAGAAAAUGAUGAGUCUGCUGUGCAUCACUGUAAUCUCCCUGACCCUGGCUGGCAGAGCGGUCAGUGAAACGACGAGCCCUUACUCAAUCCUCAGGGUCAAGGCUGAACUAGGUGGUAACAUCACCCUGCCCUGCAGUCUCCUGCCAGACAGCUCCAUCUUUGGGAGUUUCAAGGUGAAAUGGAUCAAAGUGGGAGCCGACGAAUCCCUGAACGAGGACGUUUUGAUGUCAAUGGGACUCCACAAGAGGACUUACGGAAGCUUCGAGGGUCGCAUCUUUCUGCAGGAGUUAGACAACCAUGAUGCCUCCUUGGUAAUAAAUGAUGUCUCCAUGGAGGACAUGGGAAAAUACCGCUGUGAGAUAAUGGAUGGCGUGGAAGAUGUCAUUCAAGAUGUCAUCUUAGAGGUGGAAAAUGGUCUUUCUGGUGGGGUUGUGUUCCCAUACUCUCCUCCUAUUGGCCGCUACAACCUGAACUUUGAUGAUGCUGUGCAGGCCUGUGCCGAUCAGGGCGCAGAAGUUGCUUCCUUUGAGCAGCUGUUUGCAGCCUGGAAGAGUGGUCUGGACUGGUGCAAUGCUGGCUGGCUGAGUGAUGGUACAGUGCAGUAUCCCAUCACCAAACCCAGAGAGCCGUGCGGUGGCUCCAACAACAAACCUGGUCUCAGAAGCUAUGGGCGUCGAAACAAGCAGAUGAACCGCUUUGAUGUGUUCUGCUAUGUUCCUGAUCUUAAGGGUCAUUUCUACUGGCUGGUGCAACCAGAGAGGUUAACCUUUGAUGAAGCUGUCCAGGCGUGCAUAAACGACAAUGCAGAGAUCGCCACAGUGAGCCAGAUGUUUGCAGCCUGGAAGCUCGAGGCCUACGAUCGCUGCGACGCUGGCUGGUUGGCAGAUGGAAGCAUCCGGUACCCCAUUUCCAGGCCCCGCAAGAACUGCAGCCCCACAGAAGCUGCAGUUCGCUUCAUUGGAUUUCCAAACAAAAACGUCAAGUCUUAUGGCGUCUACUGCUUUAAAGCUGAGCAGCAAGAGUAAAGGAAAGUCAUCGGGAAACCUCAGUCACCAAAGUGCCACAACAACAGCAAUUCAAAUCAACAAUGAAGCAGAUAAGCUUUAGAUAUAACCUAGAAUAAAAUGUCCGAUGCUGUGACAACACUAAGAUACUCAAAUCACUAUAAACAGAAGAAAAUGUUUCUUUUUUAUUACUGUUAUGUUUGGUUUUCUAGCUGAGCAUUCCUAAAUCAGACUUUUAGUUAAACAAUGAGACUCAAGAGACGCUAUUAGUCAGUCAAACAAUUAGAUAAGAAGUUAAUUGUGCUAAUGUGCAAAAGAUAUAUGAUGCUUUAUUAAGUGUUGCACAUUUUUUAUCAGGCCCAUUAUUUGACAGUAAUGUGAUAAACAUAAAUUGGUUAAAUCUGUUGAGCCAGUGUUAUACUUAUGUUAAGCUGCGUUAAAUAAGCAACUGGGAGGUUUAAGGAGGUUAAGCAGAUUUUUUUUCUUAUAUUGAUAUUUGUUCCUUUUGAAAUGCAUUUGUUUUCCUUAGAGGAGCUGUGAUCAAAGCAACAGCAAGGAAAAUAAAUGGAGAUGUCUUUUUGCGACCUGUUUAGCAUUGAACACAAUGAAUACGUUAAAUACUGAAGACGUUUAAAUUUUAAAUAGUAGUAGAGUUGUAUGAUUAGGCUAAAUGUUGUUUUUGUUUCAUUAUUUUCACUUUCUUUUUUUAAGAUAUUCGUUGUAAAGAAAAUGUAAUUUUCUUCUAAUCUGAAUUAAAAUAUUUCCCUGAAAGAAUGGCAAAGAUAGUUAUUCCAGUAAAUAUACAUUAAGUUGUCUCUAUUGUUAAAUUCCACUCCGUUUCGGAGCAAUUUGAUAAAGCAUUAAUCUGAAUUUUCUUUUUAUUCAAUCUUUAUUUCUUUAGAUGUUUUGGUACGGAUGGUCUAAUCUAUAAAAGUGCUGAUGCUAUUAUAACUAGUCCUGAAUGAAUGUCUAUGUGAGCAAUUUGUGACCAAAAGAGCACAUAAUUUACAUAAUUGACAUAAUUUUGAGUUAUUCCACAAACUGUAGAUACGUUUGUAGCUGUUGCUUACAGAAAUAUUUAGUUUUUACUAUUUUCUUUCUCCUAACUCGUUCUAACCCUGACUAACGACACGUGGUACUUACAGCAUAUGUGCAUCAAACACACUUGCACAUAAAACAAAUGUAGGUAUUAUUAUAUGUUAUGUACCUUGUCAACAACGCAGUUCAAAAUAAAAAUGUCACUUUUUAAUCCA